Messenger RNA from Salvia hispanica, 1609 nucleotides. RefSeq lists its product as uncharacterized. The record is from RefSeq and is a predicted model, not a curated record. Gene Ontology annotation, biological process: regulation of DNA-templated transcription. Gene Ontology annotation, cellular component: nucleus. Lineage: Eukaryota; Viridiplantae; Streptophyta; Magnoliopsida; Lamiales; Lamiaceae. Gene Ontology annotation, molecular function: RNA polymerase II cis-regulatory region sequence-specific DNA binding; DNA-binding transcription factor activity, RNA polymerase II-specific.
AUCGAUGGUCCACAGUAGUUCCAAAGCUUUACAUACGUUUUUACUUCGGUAAUAAAUACUUACAUAACUGCACUAUAAGAGACUCAAGAAACAGAUUUUCACCAUAGCAUACGCCCCCAUCUUGCUGCCUUAUUCCCUCUCAUGCCCCUCCCGAAUGCUCCAAUGGAGACCAAUAAGAGCAACUGCAGCGCGAUUUCUCUUCCUACUGGCUUCUCUAAUAUUAACCUGAAGCAUGAAAUCCUAGAUGAUGACUUUGUCAUGGAUAAUAAUAUCUCACCAUCAAAAGGUUAUCUUCAAGAUUUCCAAGACCUCGGACAGCUUCUGGUGACAGCUUCAUUCUGUAAUUGGGAUACUGGGAUACACGCCAAUGGCUUCGAUCCAUUUGCUUCCCUUCCCCAUUGCUCUGUUACAGAUUUUGGUUUAUACAAGUUUAAGCCUUCUGAGGAAAACGGGGGCAUGCAUUCAGCCAUUCAGGACUUCCAGGCUGGUGGAUUCUUGAACUUUGCAGACAGGAAAGAUUUGUCAAUUGUAACUAAAACAGCUUCUGCAUACAAUUCAAAGCCUUUAUGCUUUGCGGUUCCUGAUGAGAGCUCUUGUGUGACUGGUAUUAAUUCUGGCCAUGACAAAGAUGGCAGUAAAAGAAACAAUGAUACAGUUCACGCCACUAAUGGCAACGUCAGUGAAUCUCUGUCAACCAAAAAGUCUGUUAGGGCCCCAAAGAAGUCUAAAUCAGCCAAGGGGCAGUGGACUGCUGAAGAGGACAGGCUCUUGAUCCAUCUGGUGGAGAAAUAUGGUGUGAGAAAAUGGUCUAAUAUUGCCCAAAUGCUGAAAGGCAGGAUAGGCAAGCAGUGCAGAGAGAGAUGGCAUAACCAUCUGAGGCCUGAUAUUAAAAAGGAUGUAUGGACUUUGGAGGAAGACAGAAUACUAAUUGAGGUUCAUUCUCAAGUGGGGAACAAAUGGGCUGAAAUCGCGAAGAGUCUCCCUGGAAGGACUGAGAACACCAUCAAGAACCAUUGGAACGCGACUAAGAGGAGGCAAUUCACCAGACGAAAAUGCAGGACCAAAUGGCCGAGGCCUAGUUCCCUCCUCCAGAACUACAUCAAGAGCCUCAACUUUGAGAAAGAGAGCAGCAGCAAGAGAUCGAAAAAGAACCAACCGCCGGCCACGAACAGUUCAAUUACCACAGCUCAGGAGACGAGCAUCGAGUUCAGCCUGGAUGAUCACAUGGUGCAGGAAUACGAGUUUGAUGAGAUCCAAGAUCUCACAUUUGAUGAUGAUAGCCUUUUCACUGGGAGCAGCAUCAACAUGUUGAUGGAUGAUGGCAUUCCGUAUGAAAUUGACGACGGACAAUGCUUUGGUGCUGGGCUUCCACUUGAUAUCCCUCCAUUGAUGCAGUGUGGAGUGAAGAAAGAGCUUGAUUUCCAUGGGAAUGCCUGAAAUAAGAAAUUUGAAUGAGGAGGGUGAUAAUAAAUCUUUAUUAUAUUGUCUAUUUAUUUAGUUUUACUAUAGGGAUACUUGUUUUUUCUAUACUAUGGCAUAAACGUGUAUGAUUUGCCUCAAUGGAGUCGCUCAAAGUUGGAACAAUGUUAUAUCCUGUACUGUUUUAUUA